Molecule: messenger RNA, 981 nt
Organism: Aspergillus steynii IBT 23096
Lineage: Eukaryota; Fungi; Ascomycota; Eurotiomycetes; Eurotiales; Aspergillaceae
Product: L30e-like protein
Exons: 2
Coding region: 1-699 (232 amino acids)
Biological process (GO): rRNA pseudouridine synthesis; ribosome biogenesis; snRNA pseudouridine synthesis
Cellular component (GO): box H/ACA snoRNP complex
Molecular function (GO): box H/ACA snoRNA binding
Source: RefSeq, a predicted model, not a curated record
AUGGGCAAGGACAAGUCUGAGAAGAAGGACAAGCGCGAGAAGAAGGAGAAGCGCUCGGAGAAGGACGGUGUCCACAAGAACGGCAAGAAAGACAGGAAGUCCAAGGACAAGACCGCGCUCGCCGACGCCGUCGAGCAGGAGCUCACCACCAAGGUUCUGGAUGGAAUUGACCAGGCCGUCGAGGAUGCCCCCGUCAGCGGCAUCGUGAAGGCUGAGAUGGAGGUUGACGUUCGCCCCGUUGGCGCCGUCGUCCCGUUCGCCAGCCCUCUGGUCGAAGACAAGUCGGCGAAGAAGGUGCUGAAGAGCGUCAAGAAGGCCGCUGUCAACAAGUGCCUCAAGCGCGGUGUCAAGGAAGUCGUCAAGGCCCUCCGGAAAUCGCCCGUCCCUGCUCCCAACGCCCCCAUCUCCAUCCCCAACGGCAUCGUCGUCCUUGCCGCCGAUAUCUCGCCCAUGGAUGUCAUCUCCCACAUUCCCGUGCUCUGUGAGGACCACGGAAUCCCUUACGUCUUCGUCACAUCCCGAGCUGAGCUCGGUAACUCGGCCGCCACCAAGCGUCCCACCAGUGUUGUCAUGGUCGUUCCCAAGUCGGCCUCCAAGGGCAAGAAGAAGGACGAGGAUGACGACGGCGAGGACUUCAGCAGUGUGUAUGAGGAAUUGGCCAAACUCGCCCAGAAGGAGGCCAAGCGAGUGGGUGUUUAAGAGUGUCGGGCACUUCAGGGUCCGGACUGUUUCUUUUAUCUUCUAAUUUCAAGGUCUUUGUUUUUUUCCCUCGUGUUUUACUUUCUUGUCUUGGCUCUUGGUAUGGCUGUACAGUUCCACUUCGUGUUGUCUGAUCAGACAGUGCAUGUGUUCGAGGGGUUCUGGCCUUUGGGACGUGUUCAUGGGUUGAGCUUUUAUGAUAUGUCCGUUGCAAAAUUUGGCGUUCUCACAUCGGUGUACGAAAAAAAGGCAGGAAAGUGUGGAAUUGAAACCAUCAAAUUC